Messenger RNA from Tuber aestivum (summer truffle), 619 nucleotides. NCBI's taxonomy places the organism in Eukaryota, Fungi, Ascomycota, Pezizomycetes, Pezizales, Tuberaceae. The record is from the annotation of a GenBank genome assembly.
CUCCCACACCAACUCACUUCUAGUUCCACGGAUACAGGUAUGCUCAAUUUAGCUCCUUGCCAGACUUCUUGCUAAUCUCUAUCGUCUUACGAGGUAGAAGAAAAGAUGACCGUCAACGCUUCCCAUACUACCCACAACCAUCAUUACCAUUUCUAUAAUGGCGCAGUCAUCCAAUCUACUCCAGGGGGGUCCAACACCGCCUCCAAUCAGGCCACUCAGGCACAAUUCUUUGUUAUGAAGAUCCCGGAGGGGACCAAAGCCGCAAAGGCCAUCGAAGCACCGAAGGAAAAAGAAGCGCAGAAGGUGAAAACUCCCGACUGCUCCUGGAUGUUUGAUAAGGAUUCUCUCUAUUAUGUUGCACCGGCUUCUUCCUCCACCACAGCGGCUAGCCCUGCCACCAGUGCGAAUAAGGGACCGGCAAAGAUGAAUAUGGCUGGAUUCUGGGUAUGUUAUUCCUAUUCCCCACUUCCGUUAAUGUCCUGGCUGAACGCAACGAUAGUUGUAGGAUCCUAGACUCUGGGGGAAAUGUGCAAAGGCACCUGGUGUAGCGAGUGUUCGGGUUGUUCUCUUCGGGUUGCUUUAUUCGGGUCUUCAAGUUUCCUUCUUCUUUGUAUACUAG